CCCAAGCAAGACAUGCACAACAAUCAACAAGGCAAGAUGGUUGCAUGGACAGACUUCGAGCGAGCCACAAUCAAGGACAUCUUCUCCAAGAUCGACUAUGAAGUCGUUGGCCCAGCAGCUAUUUCCAGGUGUCUGAUUGUCUACCCCUGGACUCAGAGGUAUUUCGCUGGCUUUGGAAACCUCUACAAUGCUGCUGCCAUCACAUCAAAUCCAAAAGUUGCUGCUCACGGAAAAGUCGUCAUGCAAGGUCUGGAAAAAGCUGUGAAGAACAUGGACAACAUCAAGGCCACAUUUACAGAGCUGAGCACGCUGCACUCUGAGAAACUGCAGGUGGACCCUGACAAUUUCAUGCUCCUGGGCGACUGCCUGGCCAUUGUGGUUGCUUCUCAGUUGGGUAAAGACUUCUCUCCCGAGGUCCAUGCAGCUUUCCAGAAGUUCCUGGCAGUGGUGGUGUCCUCCCUGAGGAGGCAGUACUAUUAGAGAGCUGCAGAGAACCAUCACAUGUUCUGUAUUUAAACUGUUUAAAUGAGCUUUCAAUAAA
Oreochromis niloticus (Nile tilapia) is the source of this 541-nucleotide messenger RNA. RefSeq names its product hemoglobin subunit beta-like. Lineage: Eukaryota; Metazoa; Chordata; Actinopteri; Cichliformes; Cichlidae. The transcript has 3 exons. Gene Ontology annotation, molecular function: peroxidase activity; oxygen binding; haptoglobin binding. Gene Ontology annotation, cellular component: blood microparticle; haptoglobin-hemoglobin complex; hemoglobin complex. Gene Ontology annotation, biological process: hydrogen peroxide catabolic process; oxygen transport. Bases 13 to 480 code for a protein of 155 amino acids. The record is from RefSeq and is a predicted model, not a curated record.